Messenger RNA from Synchiropus splendidus (mandarinfish), 1182 nucleotides. RefSeq names its product teleost multiple tissue opsin 3a (gene tmtops3a). Gene Ontology annotation, biological process: G protein-coupled receptor signaling pathway; visual perception. Gene Ontology annotation, molecular function: G protein-coupled receptor activity. The transcript is spliced from 4 exons. NCBI's taxonomy places the organism in Eukaryota, Metazoa, Chordata, Actinopteri, Syngnathiformes, Callionymidae. The record is from RefSeq and is a predicted model, not a curated record. Bases 1 to 1158 code for a protein of 385 amino acids. Gene Ontology annotation, cellular component: membrane; photoreceptor outer segment.
AUGGUGGUCUUCGUCGGCGCCUCCAACUUCAGCACCACAGACAGCUCCGUCACCUCCACCGACGCGUCCCCGCGGGACUCCGAGGCGGCGCACGCGGUCGCCGGACUCAGCCGCACGGGACACACGGUGGUCGCAGUAUGUCUCGGCUUCAUUCUGGUUGCGGGGAUCCUGAACAACUUGCUGACUUUGCUGGUGUUUGCAAAGUUCCGCUCCCUGUGGACCCCCAUCAACCUGAUCCUGCUCAACAUCAGCCUCAGCGACGUGCUGGUCUGCGUCUUCGGGACUCCGUUCAGCUUCGCGGCCAGUCUGCACGGACGCUGGCUGAUCGGGGAGGACGGUUGCAAGUGGUACGGGUUCGCCAACUCCCUCUUUGGUAUCGUGUCUCUGGUGUCCCUGUCGGUCCUGUCUUACGAGCGCUACGUCACGGUGCUACAGUCCUCCAGGGUUGACAUGACGGACUUCAGAAAGGCCUGGCUCUGUGUCGCUGGCUCCUGGCUCUACUCACUCUUCUGGACCCUUCCUCCUCUACUGGGUUGGAGCAACUACGGGCCAGAGGGCCCCGGCACCACCUGCUCGGUCCAGUGGCACCUGCGCUCACCCACCAACGUCUCCUACGUGCUGUGUCUCUUCAUCUUCUGCCUCCUGCUGCCUCUUCUUCUCAUGGUCUACUCUUAUGGACGGAUCCUGUUUGAGAUCAGGCGGGUGGGAAAGAUCAACGUGCUGACAGCGCAGCGGAGAGAGCAGCACAUCCUGGCCAUGGUCCUGUCCAUGGUGUCCUGCUACAUGCUCUGCUGGCUGCCCUACGGCAUCAUGGCGCUGAUCGCCACGUUCGGAAGCUCGGGCCUCAUGACGGGCAAGGCCAGCGUGGUGCCCUCCAUCUUGGCCAAGUUCAGCACCGUCAUUAACCCUGUCCUGUACAUGUUCUUCAACAACCAGUUUUAUCGAUGUUUGGUGGCCUUGGUGAGAUGCCAAGGAGAGUCCGAGCCAGAGCCGGGAGCGGAGCCGCCGACCCAGAGAACCCCUUUAUCAGGCUUCUUCCGUGGCCACCAACAAGCUUCUCUUAGUUCUUCGCCUCAGAACCUCAGCACGUCGAGAGACGGGGUCCUGAUGAGUCAGCUGAAUGAGCGACACACUCUGGUCGUCCACCUCUCGCCAUGAUUCCUCUGCUUUUUGGAUGAACAU